AUGGUAACAUCUUCGCAACAGCUGCUUUUUGGAGAGGCGAACACUCACAACUUGAAUCACAGGAUGUACUUCGGACUCGCCUACGUGCUCUGCUUUGACCCGGAAGAGGAUCAGCUCCCAUUAAGAGAUUACUUGUUAUGGAUCUUGAUCUCGUUGCUUUUCGUCUUUGGCAUUCUCCACGGCAGCUACAUUUUACUUGUCACCAAACGGGACAACGAGGUCAUUGAAAAAUCCUGGCACGCGCGUAUGAACGGAUGGGUCUUUGAGCAACAAUACGUCGCUUUUGCAGUCUCGGAAGGCGUCAUGGAUCAGGGGCUUCAAGUUGAGGUGCAGAUCUUCUUAGGAAAUCAGUUCAAGGACCCUGCGAGAGUGAAGUCUACCUGGGAGGACGGGGUCACUACCUUUCCAAUCAAAAAAGGAGGGGUAUGGAACGGAGACGCGACAGUAACUAAUCAGGCGGGUGACAACAUUCAUAACUCCACUCCUUACGUUGCUACGCCUGUCAGAAAGUCUCCGGAGAGCCGAUUGAGCACACAACUUACUGCCAAUCCUACCAGUCCUAAAGAUAAUUCCUUCUUUAUCGCAAAGAGUGAUUUGUUUGAUGGAAGAGGUUCAUCUGAUACGUACGAAGAACCUCACCGAGAACUUCUCGAAACCCGAGCCGCUUUGAAAUCCGCAAAUAGCUCCCUGACGAUUUUGGACCAUAAUUACAAGAAGCUGUGGGCCACGCAGGAGGAGGAGUUGCGGAAAGCUCAGGCUGAAAUACAGCACCUUCUCGAACGCAACCGUCACCUGAACAAGGAACUCGCGACUGUGAAGCUGAUGCCUAAAGUCGAUUUGGCGUCAAGAAUAGAAAAUCUCAAGUUCCCAGAGUGCCCUGACCGAGUUGAACCUUCGACUGUUCAAUUGAGCCAAAAGGUCAUUGAUCUGAAUGAGGAGAUAUUCCAGUUUGCUGCGACCGUGGGGGAAAUGAUGGUCCCUCGCGGAGGAAUGCACGCUGUAUCGUCAGAGGAAAUGGCCAGUGCAUUUCAAAAAUCCAGAAAGCUAUUGGGGUCACAGAUGACCAUCGUGCUAGCCGCGGAAGCCCAGAAUCGCCACAAGAAUGUCAACCCUAUGCUCGCUCAGGUUGUGUUGCAAAUUGCAAUCACAAGGUGGUGCGCAAAUCUGAUUUCCAUCUGGAAACCAUGGGAUGAAAAAGUAGACGAAGUUUUGAAUGAUGUUUACUCAGGCAUUCGUAAACUAGGAAAUCAACGUAUAAGUGGGACAUGGCGCUCGCUCACUCGAUCGCAAUGGCACUCUCCAAAUCAAGACUGGGUCACCAACUUUACGGAUGACUUAUCGUGUAUCUUCCACACCGCGGGGUGGACAACGAGAAAUCAAGACGAAGAAUAUCAAUUUGAAAAGCGACUUCCAGCAAUUUUGAAGUUUGUUCAUGACAUCCGGGUGGCCCUCGGUGAAGAUGUUAUCAGCGCUGAUAUAGAAAUCGCCGUAAUUGAACCUGGUACUCCGUUCAGUUCAAAAUUGAUGAAGAAUAAUUAUGACGACGGGAAAGAUGGAUCUAUUAGUGGCACAACGGGCAUGGGUCUGAGGAGGAUUGUGAUGGAGAACACAUCCGGCGGUGAUGGCUUGGCAAGAGACCUGACACACGACUGA
Messenger RNA from Laccaria bicolor S238N-H82, 1653 nucleotides. RefSeq lists its product as uncharacterized. The record is from RefSeq and is a predicted model, not a curated record. The transcript is spliced from 7 exons. NCBI's taxonomy places the organism in Eukaryota, Fungi, Basidiomycota, Agaricomycetes, Agaricales, Hydnangiaceae. Bases 1 to 1653 code for a protein of 550 amino acids.